AUGGCUUCACGAUUCCCACGCCAGCGCGAUCCCCGCGCUUCUUCAUCUCUCUUCGAUCAAUACGGCGGCGGUAGCGACUCCCGCCAAGCGAGCAGAUCCCCAGCCCAACCAGGAUACGGAUACGGGGGGUACUCCAGUCCCGGACCGAAUGGAUAUUCAGCCAAUGCAGGAUACCAGAGUGCAUCACCGGAUAAAAAGGGCCAUUACUCGGACGCAGUACUCUCAUCACUCGAAUCACAAAAUGACGCCGAAGUCGAGGGCAUUAGUGCCAAGGUCAAAAUGCUGAAAGAUAUCACACUUGCCAUUGGCGACGAAAUCCGCGACACGACACAUAUGACCGAUCUGAAUGAUUCAUUCGAGAACACGCGGGUCCGACUACGGGGGAACAUGAACCGCAUGCUCCGCAUGGCUGAAAGCACCGGUGUCGGCUGGCGAGUCUGGCUCGGUUUCUUCUUCGCUGUUUUCCUUCUAUUCUUCUACGUGUGGGUGUUCUGA
Molecule: messenger RNA, 495 nt
Organism: Penicillium soppii
Lineage: Eukaryota; Fungi; Ascomycota; Eurotiomycetes; Eurotiales; Aspergillaceae
Product: SNARE domain- containing protein
Exons: 4
Coding region: 1-495 (164 amino acids)
Biological process (GO): endoplasmic reticulum to Golgi vesicle-mediated transport
Source: RefSeq, a predicted model, not a curated record